This is a messenger RNA of Triticum turgidum subsp. durum (durum wheat), 276 nucleotides long. NCBI's taxonomy places the organism in Eukaryota, Viridiplantae, Streptophyta, Magnoliopsida, Poales, Poaceae. The record is from the annotation of a GenBank genome assembly.
AUGGCGGAGGAACCGUCUACCAAGCGUCACCAUGGCGAGACGUCGAACAAGAGCAGCAACCUCGUCGACAUUCACGUCCCCGGCGAGAAGCGUGAGUACACCAGAAUGCUCAAAGGGGUUGAGCUCCACGGCAAGGAGACGCCAGAGAUCGUCUGCACCAGCAUACCAUACAAGGCCGACGAGGCGAUGAGAAGGCUCAGGAUGAAGGGCGGCGGCUUGUAUCCGAGCUUCAUCGGAGUUGAUGUGGAGUACACCAACCAAGAAGAACCUCCAUAG